UAGAAGUUGAAGCUCACUGCUCUUAGAACUGACAUCUCCCAGAAUUUAUCUGAGCAGUUUAACUGAGCCAUCACCAAGAAAAUGACUUGCCAGACCUACAGCUUGUUUGCUCUGUCUGUCAUCAUGAUUUAUUUUGGACGUUUUGGAAAUAGCUCAAUUCUUGCUCACCUUCAAAAUGAUAUAGACCAACUGAAAGCUGACUUUAACUCAAGCCAUUCAGAUGUAGCUGACGGUGGACCUAUUUUUACAGAGAAACUGAUAAACUGGACAGAGAGAAAUGAAAAAAGAAUCAUCCUGAGCCAGAUUGUUUCCAUGUACUUGGAAAUGCUUGAAAACGCUGACAAGUCAAAGGCGCACAUCAGGCAUAUAUCUGAGGAACUCUAUACUCUGAAAAACAGCCUUCCUGAUGGCUUGAAGAAGCUGAAAGACCUCAAGGACCUGGCAAAGCUUCAGAUGAGUGACUUGAAAAUUCAACGUAAAGCUGUGCAUGAGCUGUUCAGUGUCCUGCAGAAACUCGUGGAGACUCCAACUUCUCUCAAAAGGAAAAGGAGCCAGUCUCAGAGGAGGUGCAAAUGCUAAUGACAUUAUAUGGCAUUUUGUACAGAGUUAUUGUGCAAAUAUCGUUAUGAUGCACGUUUUUUAUUUCAAUCUUUUAACGGAAUUUUUAUACAUUUAUUUAUUAAUAUUUAAGUAUUUUAAAUAAUUAUUUAUAAUGGAAUACCAAAGUAUUUAUACCUCCUACUACUGUCUAAGAAAUGACUUUGUCUUAAAAUUCUGUCUAUCUGUUAUAUGUUUGCUGACCUGAAAAUACAGAAUGGGGCAAUGUUUACUCAAUUUCCAUCUGGAAAUCCUGAAAUGACAUGAUACGGUACCCAGCUUUCCAUCUGGUGCUGUCUUGAGAGAGGGAUGUUAUAAAAUUAGUCUCAUCAUUCAUUCAUUUGUCAUGAAGAUGCAAGCACCAAUAUGGGGAAGUUUCUGUACUCAUGAAAAUAUACUCAUAUCUGCUUACUUCUAAGCAUAUCUAAAUUCAAAUCAAGCAAGUAGACAUGCUUAAAGGCAAGCAAAUGCUCAUGCACUUUUCUGAACAAACUAGAGGAUUGAUGAUUAGUUGGU
Molecule: messenger RNA, 1113 nt
Organism: Pezoporus flaviventris
Lineage: Eukaryota; Metazoa; Chordata; Aves; Psittaciformes; Psittacidae
Gene: IFNG
Product: interferon gamma
Exons: 4
Coding region: 82-579 (165 amino acids)
Biological process (GO): immune response
Cellular component (GO): extracellular region
Molecular function (GO): type II interferon receptor binding
Source: RefSeq, a predicted model, not a curated record